AUGCCGCCGCAGAAUAACCAUGCGACCCCAGAGCGCGGCGAUCGCCAGCACGCUGAAGAUGGCGGCCGACGCGAGCGAGAGCAGGGCUCAUCGAGCAAGCCGCGGAGCACGAACAGAUUGCUCGGUGAUUACACGCUGAGCAAGACGUUGGGCGCAGGGAGCAUGGGCAAGGUCAAGCUGGCGCACCACAACAUGACCGGCGAGAAGCUCGCUGUGAAAAUCCUUCCACGAGCGUCGCCACCGAGCGGAAGCACAACAAAUCCUGAUGCAGCGGCGAAGCAGGCGUCGAAGGACGCCUCGAAGGAGAUCCGGACGUUGCGUGAGGCGGCGUUGUCGAUGCUGCUCCACCAUCCGUAUAUCUGCGGAAUGCGGGAGAUGAUCGUUCAUGCGCACCAUUACUACAUGGUGUUCGAGUACGUGAACGGGGGCCAGAUGCUGGACUACAUCAUCAGCCAUGGGCGGCUGCGGGAGCGGGUUGCGCGCAAGUUCGCGCGGCAGAUCGGGAGCGCGUUGGACUACUGUCACAAGAACAGCGUCGUGCACCGGGACCUCAAGAUCGAGAAUAUCCUCAUAUCGCAGACAGGGAACAUCAAGAUUAUCGAUUUCGGUCUAUCUAACCUGUUCGACCCCGUGAAUCAUCUAUCGACAUUCUGUGGUUCUCUCUAUUUCGCUGCGCCCGAGCUAUUGAACGCCAAGGUGUACACGGGCCCUGAGGUCGAUGUAUGGAGCUUCGGGGUUGUGUUAUACGUACUGGUAUGCGGGAAGGUGCCCUUCGACGACCAGAGCAUGCCUGCACUGCAUGCGAAGAUCAAGCGCGGGAUGGUGGAGUACCCUGUGUGGUUAAGCGCAGAAUGCAAACACCUACUUACGCGCAUGCUCGUCACGAGUCCGGGGUCGCGGGCGCCGCUGUCGGAGGUGCUCAGCCAUCCGUGGAUGUUGCGCGGCUUCCGAGGGCCACCAGAUUCGCAUCUAGUGCAUCGUGACCCCCUGCGUGCCGACGAGCUGGACCGCCAGGUGAUCCGCGGUAUGAAGGGCUUUGAGUUCGGCACGGAGGAAGAGAUCGAGCACAAGCUGGUCGACAUCCUCGAGUCUGACGCGUACUAUCGUGCUGUACAGCACUGGGAACGCAAGCGGAUGAUUCCUAACGGGCGCAACGGAAACGGGCGUCACUGGGGCGAGUCACUCUCUAAUACGUCGCUCGCUAUCUCGAACGACGGCGCGCAUAGCUUGAAUGGCAAGGGUGAUUCGCCGUCGAAGGCCAAGCGGCGGUUCUCAGGCUUUGACUUCUACCGUCGCAAAUUCUUCUCCCCAAGCUCGUCCCCACCAGGUACGCCUUUCGCCGGGUCACCGCCAACGUCGCAGUCGCACUUGUCAAACACGUCGCUCGUGGACGCUGGCCAGCGAGAGCCGCCAGAUCCAACGUAUGGUUUCCAUCCCCUUAUCUCUAUCUACUUCCUUGCUCGAGAGAAGAUGGAGCGCGAGAAGGUAUACGGCCCAGGACACUUCGCGAGCUCACAGCUGUCCCUCGAGUCCUCGCCUCAGCCCGAUGCACCAGCUCCCGAUGAGCAUGUUGCGACCAAUGCGAAGCAGCUCUCUCAGCCCACCGUACGAAAGAAGGACGUGGUCACCGCUAAGCCAGACUACAGCAUGGCCCUUCCACGAUUACCAGCACCUAAGAGUUCUCACUUUUCGGACAUGUCUUAUGAUGCUUCGGCCGCGAGCCCGUCGCCGAUGUCCACGACCUUUGCCGCGCAGCCCCGGCCCCGCGACGCUGCCCUUGCCGUGCCUAGGACAAAUGCACCACCAGGUUCGGUACCAAGCAGCCCAGCUACGGCAUCCAUGCCGCGCGCACCACCUGCGUCCACUCACCGGCGUAGUCACAGCGUGUCAAACCGCCCAAAUGGCGCGCGUGCUUGGGGUGCAGUGUUCGGCGGCGGCGGGCCAGAAACUAUGGGCGAGGAGGCGACGCUACGGGUGCAUCCGGACCCACUGAGUCCGCCAAGGUCCGCCGGUCCGGAGCGGACAUCGUAUGCCGAGCAGAAGGAGAGCGAGGAGGAGCAACGCGCACCACUUAUAUCCGCUGGCGCGACGCUGGUGCGGAAGUUCGGCAGCCUUUUAGUUGGCGCCAAGGGGGAUGAGACAAGAAGACCUUCGGGCGGUGGCACAAUGAGGAAGCCCAGCAUCCUCACGUCUUUCACACCACGUCCAUCAGCCGACGUUGGAGAGAAGGUCGUGGAUGAACAUGGUGCGUUAGUGAACGAGAAGAAGGGUCAAGACGCGGCACCCGCCAGCCCACAGGACACGGUAACUCACAGUCAGAGCCAGCCUAUCGCGUCCCCUCAUCGUCGCGCUGCCACCGUCUUGGAUGCGCAAGGCCGAGCAGCAAGGCAUGAGCGCAGGAAUAGCGCAGGUCCUGCUCUUUUUGCUAACGCCGGUGGUGGUACUAUCGGCCGUCAUCGCCGACCCUCUACCGGUUACUCUACAGACUUUCGACGACCUCUGGCAGAUAGGGUAUUUGGCCGGACAGACGAGGAGGACGAGGGUGCAGAGGACCAGUCCGAGGCUACGGCCACCGGGGCUAAUGGGAACGGUGGAGACCAAUCAGCCCACCAGGAGGAUGACCAUGGUGAGGAGAAGGAGUUCAAGCCUGUUUAUAUGAAGGGGCUGUUCAGUGUCGCGACGACGUCAACGAAGCAGCCGGUGGUGCUGAAACAAGACAUCAAACGUGUAUUGGACCGCAUGCAAGUGCAAUACCGCGAGACGAAGACAGGCUUCGAAUGCAUCCACAUGCCUUCAAUUGAUGUGGCCUCUGUCCAACCACCGCCACCGCCUGAGCGUCAACAUCGGAAACGAGGCUCGGCCGGAUCCAAUGAGACGGAUACUACCAGACGCUCGAUCGUCCGGAAAGCGUCCAAAAUUUCAUUCAUAGCAAAGGGUGCGAAGGAUAAGGACCGCGACGGCAAGGAGAAGGAGCUUCCCAGUCGACCAUCCGGCGGCACUACCCUCAGCGCUACAGCGAGCAGUGCCUCCUCGUCGUUCUUCCAUGUUUCCUCAAAUGCGCAUACGGAUACUGCGCGCUCUGACACGGUCGAGGCAGUCCCUGCACCCGAGGAUAUUGUUCGGUCUCAGACACCCAGUAAGGGGAAGAUCCUCCCUCCGAUUCCUCGCGACCUCGCAGGAAGUCCCCAGCCGUCCAACCCACUGCCUACCGGAGAAGUCGACCCUGAUGUCUUUGAGAGCAUCGGUGCUAACUCGUUGGCUGUCCGUUUUGAGAUUAAUAUUGUCAAGGUUCCCUGGCUACCACUACAUGGCAUCCAAUUCCGCAGAGCUGGCGGUGAUGGAUGGCAGUACGGUAUGCUGGCACGACGUGUUCUAACCGAGUUGAAGCUAUGACCAUGGUGACACAUUUCUCCCUUUCUCUCUGGGCACUCCUGCAACGCUCUCAUGACCAACCGACUCGUAUCAGAUUACACUCCACUAUUUUCCGCUUCGUGUGGCUACUUCGCUCUCCCUUCUGUCUCGCUCUCUGAGUCCACUAGUAGACCAUCGCCCCUUGAAUUGUCUUUCCGAUGAUCGCUCUGCAUAUGCUGCUACUUAUUCAUACUCUUUACUUGUACCAACGUUAUACCAUCGGGAUCCUUUGGUCAAUCAUAACUAUCGUUCAACAGCG
This is a messenger RNA of Postia placenta MAD-698-R-SB12, 3670 nucleotides long. RefSeq lists its product as hypothetical. Gene Ontology annotation, cellular component: cytoplasm. The transcript has 5 exons. NCBI's taxonomy places the organism in Eukaryota, Fungi, Basidiomycota, Agaricomycetes, Polyporales, Adustoporiaceae. The record is from RefSeq and is a predicted model, not a curated record. The coding region runs from base 1 to 3393 and encodes 1130 amino acids. Gene Ontology annotation, biological process: protein phosphorylation; intracellular signal transduction; microtubule cytoskeleton organization. Gene Ontology annotation, molecular function: protein serine/threonine kinase activity; tau-protein kinase activity; ATP binding.